GCGACCACCGAGGGCAGCCUCAUUCCGCCCUACGAGCCGCCGUCGCCCGAGGACGAGGACAAGCAGGCCCCCCCCUCGCUGGAUGACACCACGUCCGCCGACGUCGAAUCCAACACGGAGAGGGACGCCACCGGUUCCGAGAUGGGCCGACCCGAGAUGAACCGCCCAGAGAUGAACCGUCCGGGCAUGGACAUCACCCUGCCGCCGCUGCCGCGGCCGAGCUUGCCGACGCCCGGCGCGGGCGGGGAAGCCGCUCCGGCCAAUGAAGGCGCCCCGCCGUCCCUGCCGUUCGGGUACGCCCCACCGGCGGGCGGAACGGACGCCUUCGGGCCGCCUACCCCGGCGUUUGAAAAGACGGUCCCUGCGUCGCUGCCCAAGUCCGCAGCGGGCAAGCGGGACCUGCCGCCGCCGCUGCCGGUCGGGUUCACGCAGAACGGCGUCGCCCCGGCGCCCCGGCGUCUGCCGACGACCUUCGGCCGCCCGGCCGCCGAGACGCCGCUGUUCGACGCGGCCAUCCAGCCUGCGUCGGCGAACCUGCCGAUCACCCGCUGA
Molecule: messenger RNA, 552 nt
Organism: Symbiodinium sp. CCMP2456
Lineage: Eukaryota; Dinophyceae; Suessiales; Symbiodiniaceae
Source: the annotation of a GenBank genome assembly